Molecule: messenger RNA, 1036 nt
Organism: Condylura cristata (star-nosed mole)
Lineage: Eukaryota; Metazoa; Chordata; Mammalia; Eulipotyphla; Talpidae
Gene: TRIM44
Product: tripartite motif containing 44
Source: RefSeq, a predicted model, not a curated record
CCGGGCGUGACUCUUGGGCGGGAAGGUGGAAAUAGGGAGGAGGCGGAAAAAAGGGCUAGGGCCGGAGGCAGAGGCGAGCUCCAAGCCCCCGAGGCUGCGCCCGCACCAACGUGGACGCUGGCGUGGGCACGGCCCUUGAGGAGCUGCCCUAAGAGGGCACGUGUGGCGGGUGUGAACCCCGCGAGGCUCCGCGGGCCGCGGGGCUGGGUCGGGAUGCACCUUCUGCUAGGCAGCCGCCAUGGGGCGCACGCACGGGCACAAGUUCCCUGGCCAUCACCUGGCUGGAUAUGUCCACGCAGCUGUCCCUGCCUGGUCCCCCGGUGCCCAUGUGGAAGAAGAGGGAAAGGAAGACAUUGAAGCCAAGGAGGAAAAUGAGAGGGAUAGAGAGAAUGAAGUGGAGAGCGAGAGCGAUAUGAAGGAAGAGAGUGAGGGAGACAUGGAGGAUGACCGAGAGAACAAGGUGCAGAACAACCAGGAAGGAGAAUCUGAGGCUGAGGGAGAAACUGAAGCAGUAAGUGAAUUUGACCCAGAAAUAGAAAUGGAAGCAGCAAGAGUGGCCUAGAGAAAAUGUCUAGCCCAUCGACUCGAUUUGAGCACCUGUUGUCAGGAAGAUAAGCACCUCACCUGUGGCCUGUGCCCAGUCAUUGGGGCACACCAGAGUCACCAACUCACCACCCUGGACUAAGCCUUCGAAGAACUGAAAAGCAAAGACACAGACCAACUGAGGACAGCUAUGAUAGAGUUGGUGGAAAGGUUAUAUAUACUUCAAAAGGAACCAAAGGUGACUCAGGACCAGUUGAAGGUGUUUAAGAAAGUUCAGAAAGUGAUUGCUGAUGAGGAGCAGAAGGCCCUUCAUUUUGUGGACAUCCAGGAAGAAAUGGCCACAGCUCAUGUGACUAAGAUACUGGCAGACAGCCAACCUCGCAUGGAUAGGUUGGUGACCCAGGCGGCCCAAGCCAAGGAACAACUUGGUACCUCUAAUGAAUCAGCUGAACCAAAGGAAGAGGUAAAAGAAAACAUCUACAUUUAUUGGUAG